Saccostrea cuccullata (small rock oyster) is the source of this 1240-nucleotide messenger RNA. RefSeq lists its product as uncharacterized. The transcript has 7 exons. Gene Ontology annotation, molecular function: GTPase activity; GTP binding. The coding region runs from base 540 to 1148 and encodes 202 amino acids. The record is from RefSeq and is a predicted model, not a curated record. Lineage: Eukaryota; Metazoa; Mollusca; Bivalvia; Ostreida; Ostreidae.
UCUGUUCUACUAACAAAAUAAUCUUAAAAAAGCCUGAAAAAUACUUCCUUUUCUUUGCGCACACCAAACAUGUUUGUUCUCUUUUAUAAUCAUAGUAGCAUAACACUUCAUCCAAUUCCGCUAUUUACUUCCAGUCCAAAUCGUUUUAUCAUGUUAAUUCUUCCUUAAAGUGGGGUAUCAUGCAGUUCCAUUUCGUGAACUCCCACGAGGAUUUUUAAAAAUACAUUGUUCCCAUGCGCUUGCUCAAUUGUGAGAGGAAGUAAAUUAUAUUUUUUAAAAAUAUUCCCCUUCUAUUUUAUCCACGUCUGUACUUAACAAUGGAUGAAAUACACGUGUACCUGGCUUCACCGUGAGAUAAAGUCUAAAAAUAUGUAAACCCGAUGACAUCCAUCUGGUCAAGAUUUCCAAAUAAAAAGAGCUCAUUGACAAGGAAACUGGUGUAUUUGAAUGUUUCUACAGCGCAUUUACAGAAAAAAUGAUAUUAUAAGAGCCUCAUUUUAUAACAAAAUCAACGUCUUCCUUGAAAUGCGGCAGUUGCAAUGAACAGGCCUAGGCAGUGUGAUGACAACAUCUACGUAAAAGUUGUCAUCAUUGGCGACAGUGGUGUAGGAAAAACUUCCGUAGCUCAAAGAUUCGUCGAUGAUACAUUUUAUGAUUAUACUCCUGCCUCCGUGGGAGCAAGCUACUUCAUAAAGCAUCUGGAAAUUGAGGACAGGAAGGUAUAUUUUCAAAUAUGGGAUACGGCUGGUCAGGAAAAUUUUAGGGCGCUCGUUCCUAUGUAUCUCAGAAACGCAAAAAUCGCACUCCUAGUGUAUGAUAUUACCAAAAUGAUCUCGUUCCUGAAUUUAGAAGUAUGGCGUUCAGACCUUCUUCUAGCAGAGCCAGGAGUUACAGUAGCGGUUAUUGGUAAUAAGUCGGAUCUCAAGGACGACAGACAAGUUGAAGUCAGGAAAGGCCAGGAUUAUGCUAAUAAACAUGGUAUGCUGUUCACUGAAACAUCUGCUAAAAGGGGGACAAAUGUAGAAGAAAUAUUUUUUGAAUUAGGAUCCCAAAUUGUUCAGCAGAAUAUAAAGGAGCAAAAUAUCAAAACUGUACAACUUGGAUUAAGUGGUGAAAGAGAGAAAAAACUAAAGGAUUGUUGUAAUUAAAAAAAAACAACAAACACAACCCCUUUUUUGUACAGUAAUGCACACUUAUAGCGAAAAUCCUUACAAUGAAUUGAUUCUCACAGGAAAGUGUU